ACCUUCUGUACCCAACAACAGAUGGCAAGUACGUCCGGGAUGGAGGUGGCCGGUGGCGAGCGCAGGGGCCGGCUGAUGAUUGCCCAGAUGGUGCUGGAGAACUUCAAGUCGUACGGCGGAGAGCGGACGAUCGGACCCUUUCACAAGCGGUUUUCCUCGGUGGUGGGCCCGAACGGGUCGGGCAAGUCCAACGUCAUCGAUGCCAUGCAGUUUGUGAUGGGCAAGCGUGCGAGCCGGAUGCGGCUGAAGAAGGUCUCGGAGCUCAUCCACAAGUCGGAGAACUACCCGGCGUGCGAGUACGCCAAGGUCUCGGUCUACUUUCAGGACAUUGUCGACACCGGGCCGGGCGAUGAGGACUACACCGUGGUGGACGGCUCACAGGUUGUCGUUACCCGAGUGGCGUAUGCCACCAACGGCUCAAAGUACUUUCUCAACGACAAGUCGUCGUCAUACUCGGAGGUCACUGCGCUCCUUCGCGAGCGCGGCAUCGAUCUCGACCACAACCGGUCCAUGGUGCUGCAGGGCGAGAUCGAGCAGAUUGCCAUGAUGAAGCCCAAGGGCACCGGCGACAACGAUUCGGGCCUCCUCGAGUUCCUCGAGGACAUCAUCGGCUCGAACACGUUUGUGGAGGACAUCAACGCUGCCGGCAAGGCGACGGAGGAGCUCAACGAGGAGCGGACCUCGCACCUCCACCGCGUCAAAGUUGUCGAGAAGGAGCGCCUCGCUCUCGAGUCAUCCAAGCUCGAGGCCGAGGCGUACAUGGCCAAAGAGCUCGAGCUCUGCACCCAUCGGUUCCAUCUCUACCAGCUCAACCGGGCCCAGACCGCGGUUCAGGCCGAGGCGCUCCGCGAAAAGGCCACCGUGGUCGACGGCGAGUACGCCACGCUGCAAAAGGCGCUGAGCAGCACGACGACGGCACUUGCCGCUACCGAGGCCCAGUUCUCGCGCAUCCAGACCGAGCACAAGGACGUCGAGUCUGCGCUUGACGCGGCCAAGCGCGAGUUUGAGGCCUACGAGCGCAAGGACGUCAAGUUCCGCGAGGACGUCAAGCACUGCAAGACCAAGAUCAAGAAGAACGCCAAGGCCGGCGUCACUGCUGCUGCCAAGGUCGAGCAGUGCAAGGCAAACCUGGCCCGUGCCGAGACCGAUGCCGCCGAUGCUGCGGCCGCCCUCGAGACUCACACCGCGGCCGCCGCCAAGCACAGCGAGGCGCUCGAGGAGCUCAACGCUCAGCUCGCCUCGGUCACGGCCGAGUUCCAGGCCGAGAUCGAAGAAGCGCAGAAGGCGGCCAUGCCGCAUGUCGAGGCCUCGGCCCAGCACAAGGCUGCUCUCGACCUCGCAGCCUCGCAGGCUGCGCUCAUCAACGACCGUGUUGCCAAGGCUGCCGCCGCCCUCGCCAAGGCCACUGCUGAGCUCGAGAGCUACGCCUCGACCGCCGACGCCAAGGCCGAAAAGCUUGCUGCGCUCCAGGCCAAGCUUGCCGAGGCGUCUGCUGAGGCGACGCAGAUUGCCAACGACCUCGCCCAGGCCGGAGCCAUGGAGGCCGAGCUGGCGAAGGACGUCGCCGCCCUCCGCUCGACGCUCGAGGAGUCGCGGUCUUCGCUUCAGGCCGCCAACUCACGCUCGGCCGUGCUCGACGAGCUCCUUGCGCUCAAGGCCGCCGGCAAGCUUCCGGGCGUGCUCGGCCGGCUUGGGGACCUCGGCGUCAUUGACGAGGCCUACGACGUCGCCGUCUCGACCGCCGCGCCGGCGCUCAACAACAUUGUUGUUGACACGCCCGAAACCGGAGCCAAGGCCGUCGCCUACCUCCGCAAGCACAACCUCGGCCGCGCCACCUUUAUCAUCCUCUCCGAGCUCGGCUACCUGGCCAAGUACAUGGCGUCAGCGGCGGCGUCGUUUCCGGCACCGCGCCUCUUUGACCUCAUCACGCCGUCGAGUCCCGAGGUGGCGCCGGCUUUCUUCUACGCCACCAAGAACACCCUGGUUGCUGACUCGCUCGACGCCGCCACAUCUGUCGCCUUUGCCGGCGAUCGUCGCUUCCGGGUUGUCACCCUCGACGGCCAGCUCAUUGACACCUCGGGUACCAUGUCCGGCGGUGGCUCGCGUGCGUCUUCGGGCGCCAUGCUCACCUCGGCGACGGCGUCGUCGGCGUCAGCCGCUGCCGCUGCUGCUGCUGCUGCUUCGGUCGUCUCCGCCGCCGACGUUGCCGCUGCCGAGGCCGAGCUCAAGACCAAGUCCUCACAGCUCGCCGCCCUCCGCGCCGAGAUGGAGUCGCUCAAGCGUCGCUCGUACAAGGUCGCCACCAAGGUCUCCACCCUCGAGACCUCCAUCUCCAAGCUCGAGAUGGAUCUCGCCGCGUCGACUGCUGCCGAGCCGGUCCUCAAGGCUCAAAUCGAAGCCCACACCGCCGCCGCAGCGCUCACACCCGAAGAGAAGACCCAACUCGCAGCGCUGGAGGCGACCAUGGCGACCGAGCAGGCCGCUCUCGACGAGACCAAGCUCGUCCUUGACGCUUUCGAUGCCGAGAUCAAGAUCCUGCAGGAGAAAAUUCUCGAGGCUGGUGGCAUGGAGCUGCGUAAGGCGCAGUCGGCCCGUGACUCGGCCCAGCAGCAGGCAGACCUCGCCGCGUCGGCAGCGACCAAGGCCAAGGUCGCCAUCAAGUCGGCAACCAAGGCACUGGCCAAGGCUGAGGCCGCCCUCGCCGGCCUCGAGACCGAGUCGGCUGACCUCGCCGCCUCGCUCGCCACCAUGGAGGCUGAGUUUGCCACGCUCGAGACCGAGGCCGUCGCCGUCCUCGAGUCGUACAAGCAGACCCAGCUGUUGAUGGAGGAGAAGGAGGAGGAGCUGGCAGGCCUCAAGAACGUCUACGACGACCAGAAAAAGACGUACAACGCAUUGCAGGCUCAGGAAGUCGACAUCACCGACCGCCGCGACGAACUCGCCCGUACCAUCGCAGACUACGACCGCCGCAUCGCCGACUGGUCCACAAAGAUGGAGGCAGUCCAGGCCCAGUACGCCUCAUCGCUCGGCCUCAUCUCCUCGCCGACUCAACUCGCCGAGCUCCAGAACAAGACCGGCGCCGGCAUGGACCUUGCGUCGGACGACGAUGAGAGCGACAACGAGGCGGAAGCGAACAAUGACGACGCCGGCGAUGAGAGUGGCGACGACGCCUCUGGCGCCGCACCUGCCUCUGGCGUCCUCCGCGAGCUCUCAGCCAAGAAGCUGGCCAAGGUUGACAAGGCCGAGCUCGAGGCCGAAAUUGGACUCCUUGAGGAAGCCAUCAAGGAGAUGUCACCCAACCUCCGCGCCAUCCAGAUGUACCGUGAGAAAGAAGAGGAGUACUUGACCAAGGUGACCGCGCUCGACGAGAUCACCGAGAAGCGCGACGCCGCCCGCGACGUCUUCGACUCGCUUCGCAAGCAGCGGCUCGACAAGUUCAUGGCUGGCUUCUCCACUAUCACCCUCAAGCUCAAGGAGAUGUACCAGAUGAUUACCAUGGGCGGCGACGCCGAGCUCGAGCUAGUCGACUCGUUGGACCCGUUCUCCGAGGGCAUCGUCUUCUCGGUCCGUCCGCCCAAGAAGAGCUGGAAGAACAUCUCCAACCUCUCUGGCGGAGAGAAGACUCUCUCCUCGCUCGCCCUUGUCUUUGCCCUCCACCACUACAAGCCGACGCCACUGUACGUCAUGGACGAGAUCGACGCCGCCCUCGACUUCCGCAACGUCUCCAUUGUCGCCAACUACAUCAAGGACCGGACCAAGGACGCCCAGUUUAUCGUCAUCUCGCUCCGCAACAACAUGUUUGAACUCGCCGACCGCCUCGUUGGCGUCUACAAGACCAACAACGUGACCAAGAGCGUGACUCUCAACCCGCGCGCCGUCGCGCUAGGCCUCGGCGAGCGCAAGUGAGAAACCCGCACUGCUGCGUUAAACCUGUAAUCUGUCCCACA
This is a messenger RNA of Thecamonas trahens ATCC 50062, 3947 nucleotides long. Its product is annotated as SMC4 protein. Gene Ontology annotation, biological process: mitotic chromosome condensation. Lineage: Eukaryota; Apusomonadida; Apusomonadidae. Gene Ontology annotation, molecular function: ATP hydrolysis activity; protein binding; ATP binding. The coding region runs from base 22 to 3906 and encodes 1294 amino acids. Gene Ontology annotation, cellular component: chromosome. The transcript has 2 exons. The record is from RefSeq and is a predicted model, not a curated record.